Messenger RNA from Staurois parvus, 493 nucleotides. Lineage: Eukaryota; Metazoa; Chordata; Amphibia; Anura; Ranidae. The record is from the annotation of a GenBank genome assembly.
UCACCACAGGCAUCAGGUCAUUUGGCUCGACAGCGGGCACCGCGUCAUCUGGCAAGGCUCAGUGGGCUCCGAGUCAACAGGCACGACAGUGGGCACCGGGUCAUCAGGUACCGGAUUGUCUGGCUUGACAGCGGGCACCGGGUCACCAGGUAUGACAGCGGGCACUGGGUCACCAGGCAUCAGGUUCAUUUGGCUCGCCAGCGGGCACCGCGUCUCUGGCAAGGCAGUGGGCACCGAAGUCACCAGGUACGACAGCGGGCUCUGAGUCAAUUGGCACGACAGCGAGGCACCGGAUCAGGUACGGAUCAUCUGGAUCAACAGCGGGGCAUCGAGUCAACUGGACCUUUUAAGGAUAGUCAGGCUGGAUCAGUUCAUCAUGCUGGGUAGAUGGCAUCAGGCUGAAUGCCGGCGUACGGCUGAGUAGAGGCUCAGGCCGAGUAGAGGCUUCAGGCCGAGUAGAGGCUUCAGGCCGAGUAGAGGCAUUCAGGCCGAG